Messenger RNA from Malania oleifera, 3827 nucleotides. RefSeq lists its product as uncharacterized. Gene Ontology annotation, cellular component: cytosol; nuclear envelope. The record is from RefSeq and is a predicted model, not a curated record. Gene Ontology annotation, molecular function: small GTPase binding. The coding region runs from base 331 to 3366 and encodes 1011 amino acids. The transcript is spliced from 24 exons. NCBI's taxonomy places the organism in Eukaryota, Viridiplantae, Streptophyta, Magnoliopsida, Santalales, Ximeniaceae. Gene Ontology annotation, biological process: protein import into nucleus.
UUAGAAAUUAGAAUUUUUAUUGCAAGGUUUUUCCCAUCGGAGCACCCAGAACUCGGCGGGGAGCAUCAUAUAAAGAGAGCUGCCAACAACGAGUAGCCUCUGUGUCGCUCUCUCCAUCUUCGAGCUCCAUUCCCCGCUGCCAUACCUCGCCGGAAAGGUUACUUCACAGACCGUUAUCUAGCUGAAUCUCCAAACCGCAAGCAGCGUCGCCAUUUCCGAUCAUCAAGCUUCCAUGUGAAAACUUCCAUUAAUUCCAUAACUGACCGAUCUCCGACGGCAGCGCGGUUCGAUUAGUUGCUACUGCUUCGGAGACAUAGACUCGAAGAAACUAUGGCGCUCUCAGCUUCUGACCUUCCGGCGAUGUACUCGUUGCUCACCAAUUCGCUUAGCGGCGAUGAAAACUUGCGCAAACCGGCCGAGGCCGCCCUUUCUCAGUCCGAGAGCAGGCCUGGCUUCUGCUCUUGUCUUAUGGAAGUGAUAACAGCAAAGGACUUAGCGUCUCAGGUGGAUGUUCGUUUGAUGGCUUCCGUCUACUUCAAGAAUAGUAUUAAUCGGUAUUGGAGGAACAGACGGGAUUCCUUGGGAAUUAGCAGUGAGGAGAAAUUGCAUUUGAGACAAAAACUGUUGUCACACUUGAGAGAAGAAAAUUAUCAGAUAGCUCUUCUGUUGGCUGUGCUCAUCUCAAAAAUUGCUCGCAUUGAUUAUCCUAAAGAAUGGCCAGAGCUCUUUACAGUUCUUGCGCAACAACUUCAAUCAGCAGAUAUACUUACUUCCCACCGGAUUUUCAUGAUUCUCUUCCGAACGUUGAAGGAAUUGUCCACUAAAAGGCUUGCUUCAGAUCAGAGGAACUUUGCACAGAUAUCAUCCCAUUUCUUUGACUAUAGCUGGCAGCUUUGGCAGAGUGAUGUGCAGAACAUCUUGCAUGCUUUCUCUACACUUGAUCAGAGCAUUAGUUCAAAUGCUUCAGAGCAGCAUCAUGAUGAUCUUUAUGUAAUGUCUGAGCGAUGGUUGUUGUGUUUGAAAAUAUUACGUCAAUUAAUUAUUUGUGGUUUUUCAAGUGAUGCAAAAUGUACACAGGAAGUCCGACCAGUUAAAGAGGUCUCGCCAGUGUUUCUGAAUGCUAUUCGAUCAUUUCUUCCAUACUAUUCAUCUUUCCAUGGUCGGCAUCCAAAAUUUUGGGACUUCGUAAAGCGGGCGUGUACUAAAUUGAUGAAAGUUUUAGUUGCAGUUCAGGGCCGACAUCGUUAUUCCUUUGGCGAUAAAUGUGUCCUCCCACAUGUUAUGGGCUUUUGUUUAAUUAAGAUCAUAGAUUCCGAACAAGAUGCAAUUCCAUUUGAACAAUUUCUGAUUCAAUGUAUGGUAAUGGUGAAAUCUGUAUUGGAAUGUAAAGAAUACAAGCCAAGUCUUACUGGCCGUGUGAUGGAUGAAAAUGGUGUUACGCUGGAGCAGAUGAAGAAAAAAUUUUCCAAUGUUAUUGCUGGUACCCUUGCCUCAAUUUUGUCCAGUGAACGGGUAGUACACUUGUGUAACAUCUUGAUCAGAAGGUAUUUUGUUUUAACGGCAACCGAUUUGGAGGAAUGGUACCAGAACCCUGAGCUUUUUCACCAUGAGCAAGAUAUGGUUCAGUGGACAGAGAAACUGAGGCCAUGUGCUGAAGCCCUAUACAUAGUGUUGUUUGAAAACAAUAGCCAACUGCUAGGUCCUGUUGUGGUAUCCAUUCUUCAAGAAGCAAUGAAUGGUUGCCCAACUUCAGUAACUGAAAUCACUCCAGGUUUGCUUCUGAAAGAGGCUUCUUAUGGUGCUACUGUAUAUGUUCAUUAUGAGCUCUCAAACUACCUGAGCUUUAGAGAUUGGUUUAAUGGUGCCUUAUCCCUGGAGCUCACAAAUGAUCAUCCAAAUCUUCGCAUCAUUCAUCGGAAAGUUGCCCUGAUACUUGGGCAAUGGGUUUCUGAGAUUAAAGAUGACACAAAAAGACCUGUAUACUGUGCUUUGAUCAGAUUGCUCCAGGACAAGGACCUCGCAGUCAGGCUCGCUGCAUGUCGAUCGUUGUUCUUACUCAUAGAAGAUGCAAACUUUUCUGAGCAAGAUUUUACUGAUCUUCUGCCUGUCUGUUGGGAUUCAUGUUUUAAAUUGUUUGAGGAGGUCCAGGAAUUCGAUUCAAAGGUUCAGAUUAUGAAUUCAAUAUCUGUUCUUAUUGGGCGUGUUAAUGAAGUCAUUCCAUUUGCUAACAAGCUAGUGCAAUUUUUCCAGAAGGUCUGGGAGGAAUCUUCUGGUGAAAGCCUUCUGCGAAUUCAGCUUCUAAUUGCGCUACGGAACUUUGUGGUAUCACUUGGCUACCAGUCGCCCAUUUGCUACAGCAUGCUUUUGCCCAUUUUGAAAGGGGGCAUUGAUAUAAAUAACCCAGAUGAACUCAAUCUUUUGGAGGACAGUAUGGUGCUUUGGGAAGCUACACUUUCUUAUGCUCCUUCAAUGGUGCCUCAACUAUUAGGGUUCUUCCCAUGCCUAGUAGAGAUCAUUGAGAGAAGUUUUGAUCACUUGCAGGUUGCUGUCAAUAUCAUUGAGGAUUACAUAAUUCUGGGCGGAUCUGAGUUUCUGAGCAUGCAUACUUCUACCGUGGUUAAGCUCCUUGAUCUGAUUGUGGGAAAUGUCAAUGAUAGAGGACUUCUCUCAAUUCUCCCAGCCAUUGAACUUCUAAUACAGUGUUUCCCUGUGGAAAUUCCUCCAUUGAUCAGCAAUACUCUUCAGAAAUUAAUUGUCAUCUGUUUGAGUGGAGGAGAUGACUGUGAUCCUUCUAAGGCAGCUGUAAAAGCAUCUUCUGCAGCAAUUGUAGCUAGGAUUUUGGUCAUGAAUACCAAUUACCUAGCCCAAUUAACAUCGGAACCAUCACUUUCAUUACUCCUUCAAAGUGUGGGUUUCCAAAUUGAAGAAAAUGUACUUCUUUGCUUGGUUGACAUAUGGCUUGAUAAGGUUGACAAUGUAACUUCCACCCAAAGAAAGACAUUUGGUUUAGCCCUCUCUCUAAUUUUGACAUUAAGACUGCCUCAAGUCCUUGAUAAACUUGAUCAGAUUCUAAGUGUAUGUACCGGUGUAAUAUUGGGUGUAAAAGAUGAUUUAAGUGAGGAAGAGUCCAGUGGCGAUAACAUGAGUUCCAGCAGGUCUCACUGCGAGGGCACUGUCCCAAAUAAGGAGUUCAGAAUACGACAGAUCAAGUUUUCAGAUCCUAUCAACCAACUAUCAUUAGAGACCUCACUGAGAGAGAAUCUUCAAACAUGUGCUACCCUUCAUGGAGAAUCUUUUAAUUCAGCCAUUAAUAGAAUGCAUCCUUCUGCUCUUGCACAACUGAAGCAGGCACUGAAGAUGUCAUAGUUGGGUUUUCUACUGUUAGAUGGCAUUGCUGCAUUGUAACCUACGUCCAGGGUCCUUAAAUUCGUCAAACAUCCAAUAUUGGAGAAUAUACAGGGUGACAGUGAGGCUUCUAUGAUAUGAAUUGUGCUUUCCACAUUCUUUUGUUUUUUCCUUCUCCAAUUGUUUGGGCUGGUAUGGGUUUCAUUUUCAUCUUAUGUUUCCAAAUUUCUAGUUGUUUGUAAAUGCAUCCUCGGCAGCAAGAGAAUGUAAAUAGCAUUGAUCCUUUCUUGUCUUUGUAAUUAAGGCAUGGGGAUCGCAACACGAGUUCACUCACAGGUUUGUUUUAUUUCCCAAAUUAGAGUCACUUUUAUUUUUUUGGAGGGCGAGGGGAAAGAGAGAGGUGUUGGAGGUGGUGAACAAAGAAUGUAUCUACGUGAACAAUUUUCUACGAAAAUCAGUUAGAUACUGCUUUGUUGUUUUCA